AGAGCUCUCCCACGACCGGAAACCCGUUCAAGAGAGAACUCUUCUAGUGUAAGUACUCAAUCAAAAUUGCAUUUUAAGUGUUAACCAACUACCUAGCCCCAUCAACACUUCAAAGAAAAAUAGAGAAAGAUGAAGGAUGUUGUGGAAGCGCUUCGCCGAUUGGAGGACCAGAGUGACCGGUUCUUUUGCGUACAAAAUUACUCUAGCGGCGAAUAUGUGCUCUGGUUCGUUGGUCCGCGCAAGCUGUAUCACUGGUUGUGGGAGGAAGUGGAAGAGGGGUUCUACGUGCUCUCGAAAGUGCCCCCUGGGGGUCUCUCCGUCGACGGGUGCUGUCGCUCAUUGCAUAUUUCGCGAACGCUUUGCACGGGUUCGUUUAAAGUAUUUUUUUAAGUAGUGCAAUUACGUAUGCCGGUGUGACCUCCUACAAUAUGAUUAUACCUAGUCGCGCCAUCAUUUAUUUUCACUUUGCACAAGUCGCAUUCACGUUAAAUACAAACUUUAUGCACCAGACCAAGGAUAUCGACCCAGCUACAACUACAAGUUCGUCGUACAAAAAUAGUGAAGUAUAUCAAGAUCUUCGUCCAUUGGUGCGGCUCUUAUAUCAGUUUUAUUUUCGAUUAUCUCUUUAGAACUGCCUACGGUGGUGUCCUGCUCGGAACAAGGCGAGGCGGAAGCACAUCAGUGGGACCAAAACCUCGCGAGCCUCGUUCCGGUUGAUGAUGUUCUAGCUGCGCGGAAGUUCUUGUCAGCAAUCACCGAACUGGGGCAACGGCUUGAGUAUCCCGUUUUUGUUGCCAUUCCGGGCCAGGAUCGGGCCACUACUGGCACGGAAAUGGAAGGCGGGGAAAAGACGCAUCACGGUCCUCUGACAACAGCAAAUGGAAGCAACCUGGCCUUUUUAGGAAUGCGCACACUGCUCCCUGGAGAAGAAAAUUUGCGCACCGAAGUUUUCCAGCAGGGAUUACACAUUCUGGAAACUUUCGACGUUUCUGCACCUGUGGAACUACGUAAAACUACACCUUUCUGCGCUGUAGUUUUGAUAAAACAACUUGUCAUUCUUGCAGUAUUUUGAAUGCUUUCUGUGAGUGGCAAACGAAAAAGAACGAACCAAUGUUGCUCCACCUUCGUCCCGUGAAAUACCUAUUGCUUUCGCCAAGUCGUCGACCUCAAAGUCAACUCAUGGUAUUUUGAGGUAGUAACAAUUGGCUUCCUAAAUUUUUUUCGAUUUUUCUCAACGCAGUUGACAAUGAGUGCAACCUGCCGGCACUUAUGGGUCCAGCGGAAACAGACGAAGUGGAACUUCGAGUGCGAUUCGAACUGGUCUCACUGCGGCCUUCGCCCGUGGCAAGGUGGUGUCGCGGGCCGUUUUGCAGUCUGGAGGUUACCUACACCGCGCGUCCGCAAGCUAUAGAUACCCUCUUUCCACUGCGGUAUCCUCCAGCAGAAAGCAGUGUAUGAAAUCAACUUGACGUUGAUGAUCAUUUAUUUAUGAAUCUCUGUUCGGGCCACUACCUGCUCAAAACCCUUUCUUUUCUCAAUGAUUCAAUGAGGUGAAGUUUAAGGUAGGGAGGUAUAUUUUCGUGAUGAUUUUUGAUCCUUCAUUUUAUAAUGGAGCUGAGUGGGCUGCGAUGGUGUACUUACGUGGGGACUGUGAUGAUGAUACAAGCUGGCCGCAGAUUCGACUCUUGAAGUAUUUGCUCUCUCGGCAAAACUUAUACGACGAAGAAGUAGAGAGCGGCUCGCCACCGCCAUCUAAGCGCUUGCGUAUUGGGUCCAAGGAUUUCGGUUUUCGCCAGCACUACCGCGAGAAGUAUAAGUUUGCUUCUGGCAGCGCAGCGUCGAGUGGGCCACCGCUAAGUGGAAGAUGCUCCAACAAGGCUGGUGUUGCCUUGAGUAGUAAACUGCAAGAAGGGUCUGGCCCACAGGCACAAGACAGCAGCAAAAUAUGUAUGGGGAACUACGUAGUUCGCGAGCCGCUUUUACCCUUAGAAAUGGAAUCAUUUUUGGCAGCUGCUCCCUAUCAGGAAGAAGACUUCGUUGACCUAUUGUGGGACUUUCUAGCGAGUAAGCUCAUUUUCGCAACUGCAACGAGCGCGGACGAGGUGAAAUCAUCAAUGAGUCGUGUGCAGCAGCGCACCCGCCGCAACAGUCAGUUAGCGCAGAAGCGCAGCAGUACCGGUGGUGAGCCAGGCGUGGCACCUUCGCGUGGUGGUCCUGGUGGAACCGCCGGAAGCCUAGCUGACUCACUUUUGGGCGCGGGAGCACCUGCUUCGACGAAUGAUUCCUUUCUUUUUCCGGCAGAGCCAGAGUCGCCACCGCUUUUUGGGGCAGCCAAUUUCUGGAGGAUGGAAGAUUCACCGCCGGCGCGGGAAAGACAAGAGCAGGAGGAUGUAACUUCAGCACAACCACUGUUUUGUCUCUUAGAUUAUCUGCGCCAAGACUAGUUACCUAGAACUUCUAUGUGAUGCGGCUCCUUAGAUAGUUCAGCUUCAACUAUAACAUGGAGCGACCACAUGACAAGAACAGGAUGAAGACUACCGUUUGCUUCUAAUGCUGGCACCAAAAGUUCUCGCACAGUGACAGCGUGGAACAUAAUUUGAUAUGCAAAAAAAAACAAUAAGGCAUGGCACCGCUUGAACUUACUCGACGAUGCGGAGCGGUGCGGGGCGAUCGUUUCGACUCUGCGCUUGGCACUUAGAGGCGUUUUUCAGCAUCUUGCGAGUGCAGGCAUGCCCUAUAUCCGCAAGAAUAACCACAGCAGUCUCGCAGAGAUGAUAUCCCAGUACCUCAUUUGUUUCACUCGCGAACGCAGAUACGGCAACAGCGGCAACGAAGAUGAUGCGAACUACAUCUCAGAGGUUAGGAUUACUUCUAUCAUGUACAACUUAGUCCUCCGGCUUCGACUCACGGUGCUUGUUGCCUUCAGAUCGAAGUAGACGAUUAGGAAAGUGUGAAGACUCGGUGGAUUAUUUUCAUUCAUUCUUAUUUCAGGUCAAAGUGGUCCAGUCAUCUCAUGAAGAAACUGCUUCACACGACAGGACGAACGUCGCGAAAGAAAGCGACGGUUUUUUGAAGAGCUGCAAUUUUUAGAAAGGGCCAGUCCUGAAAGCGAUUUGACAAUCUUAAGACUUUUCGCUGAUUGUGGUCUAGAGGCCGGGCGAGAAGAAUGCCGCAGAUAUCGACGGAGCCUUGGCUUCGAGACUCCGGACGACAACAUGUCUAACGGGGGUGCUGCGCUUCAGCAUCCGGAAACAUCCGGAACAACCGCGCGCGCAGUCGAAUGUCAUAUGGCACAGAAACUACAACUGGGUGGUUACAGUUAACUUAGAAUAUGCAUUCAAUCAGCACUGAAGUUCAAAGUGGUGGAAAGAGAACGUACAGACGUAACAGAGAUUCUAAGUAGGUGUAGAAGCGACUUCGCCUGGUAGUCGUGAAGUUCCUAUGAUCGCUGUUUCACUCGAAUCUAGUUGAUCAACACCCUUGCUCUGUCCCAUCCCGUCUUCAUAUCGAAGCAGGGAGUUCACCUGCUGACACCAGACAUGCAGUAUUUGAAUUUGAGGUCGCAGUUUCACGUGACGUCGUUGGCGGAGAUGGCCACGCGUGCUGGUCUCCCAUGGGAGGCAGUUUCCCGCCUUGUGCGAAAGGCGUCAACGUACUAUGACGGGUCCCUAGACCGCUGCCGAAGCUUGCCAGUGUUUUCGCUGCCUCUUGGUCGCGUUGUAGGAACCAAGUUAUUCGCCAAGUGUGUGCCAUUCGUGAGGCCAUGUUUUGUGCGUGCGGCGGGACGCAAUCGCGUGCUGCGAUUUGAGCGCACAUUUGAGCAUAGGAGUGACGACGUCGCGAUGUCAGCAGACUCGCACUCUGGAGAUCAACGAGAGCGUUCAUGCUCGUACAGCGUAGUACGUAUUGACAUCCGGAAAUUCGCAGACGAAUCAACAUCCGAGCACGACGGUGGAACAGGACUAGGCGUAGCCUUAAAGCUGGAGUAAACACUACAGCUGACGAUAAGACUAAAUAAAAUCAGAUCGAAAAAUAAAGUUUGCGUGACCACACAGAUUUUGGCUCAUACGGGCGAUUCAAUCUGAAAUGAACACGUAGGUGCGGUUCAUUGUUGUGCGCACCUACAUUUGCAGAAAGCCUGGAGGAU
Messenger RNA from Amoebophrya sp. A25, 4147 nucleotides. NCBI's taxonomy places the organism in Eukaryota, Dinophyceae, Syndiniales, Amoebophryaceae. The record is from the annotation of a GenBank genome assembly.